AUGGCGCCUGCAGCUACUUCGACUCUCCCAACAGCCCCCCACAACCUGACAGGUCCUGUCGACAUUAACCUGUUCCCCGAUGGACUGAAGACAACCGGCCAGCAUAAUCCUCUUUACGAUCACAUUGUUCCCUUUGAAAAGUUCCCCAAGAAGAUCACCGGUCCCACAGUCUGGGACCCCGAAGAGUACCGCUCCAACCCAGAGAAAUGGACGCACGUAUUCACCGAUGAUCAAAUCGCCGAGCUCAGCACUGCUGCUGAUGCCUUCCUCGAGUCCAAGACUCCACUGACCGGAAUCUCCAAGAAAAACUUCAUCCUCCCCAACCUCGCCAGCUAUCUGCACACUCUACGCGCCGAUCUCAUUGACGGAAAAGGCUUCAUCCUGUUCAAGGGUUUCCCCGUUGAGAAAUGGGGAAACCACAAAUCCGCCGUCGCCUACAUGGGCCUCGGAACCUACCUAGGCUACUUCGUCAGCCAGAACAGCCGUGGCCACGUUCUGGGACAUGUCAAGGACCUUGGCGAGGACUCGACCCAGAUCGACAAGGUUCGCAUCUACCGAACCAACGCCCGUCAAUUCUUCCACGCCGAUGACUCCGACAUCGUCGGUCUGCUCUGUAUCACCAAGGCCCUCGAGGGAGGCGAGUCAGACCUCGUCUCCUCCCACAACGUCUACAACACCCUUGCUGUGGAACGUCCUGAUAUCCUGAAGACUCUCACAGAACCGAUCUGGUAUUUCGACCGCAAGGGCGAGACAAGCAAGAACCAGGAAGAAUUCAUCCGCACAGCCGUUGUAUACCUCGAACGUGGCGAGAAUGGCCGUGUAUACACCAAGUGGGACCCCUACUACGUCCGCUCUCUGGGCCGCUUCAGCGAUGCUGGAAUCAUUCCUCCCCUGAGCGAAGCCCAGACGGAGGCUCUGCACGUGCUGGAACAGACUUGCCAGCGUUUGUCGCUGCACAUGAUUCUUGAUAUUGGUGACAUUCAGUUCCUGUCAAAUGCGCAUAUUCUGCACGCUCGCACAGCGUACAAGGACCAUGCCCCCCCUCUGCCUCGUCGUCACUUGAUGCGUCUCUGGCUGGCUACGCCUGAGCACGAGGGUGGUUGGAAGUUGCCGUUCUGGGAUAGCAAUGAGAAGAAGCGAGGAGGGAUUCAGGUUGAUGAUCAAAUCCCUGUUGCGCUUUUGGACGCGGAAUAA
This is a messenger RNA of Penicillium olsonii, 1194 nucleotides long. The record is from the annotation of a GenBank genome assembly. NCBI's taxonomy places the organism in Eukaryota, Fungi, Ascomycota, Eurotiomycetes, Eurotiales, Aspergillaceae.